Messenger RNA from Phacochoerus africanus (Common warthog), 2785 nucleotides. RefSeq names its product vesicle associated membrane protein 2 (gene VAMP2). Gene Ontology annotation, cellular component: plasma membrane; SNARE complex. The transcript is spliced from 4 exons. Lineage: Eukaryota; Metazoa; Chordata; Mammalia; Artiodactyla; Suidae. The record is from RefSeq and is a predicted model, not a curated record. The coding region runs from base 136 to 522 and encodes 128 amino acids. Gene Ontology annotation, molecular function: syntaxin-1 binding; SNAP receptor activity. Gene Ontology annotation, biological process: vesicle-mediated transport; vesicle fusion; SNARE complex assembly.
CCCGGAUGUGGGUGACGUGCGGCCGCCAUCUUCCCGUCCCGGGCAGCCAGCGCCAGUCGGAGCCAGCGCGAGCCGCCGCCGCCGCCGCCACCGCCACCCCUGCUGCUGCCAAGUCCUCCGCCCGCUGCCCCCGCCAUGUCGGCAACCGCUGCGACCGCACCCCCCGCCGCCCCAGCUGGGGAGGGAGGCCCCCCCGCGCCCCCUCCAAACCUCACCAGUAACAGGAGACUGCAGCAGACCCAGGCCCAGGUGGAUGAGGUGGUGGACAUUAUGAGGGUGAACGUGGACAAGGUCCUGGAGCGGGACCAGAAGCUGUCGGAACUGGACGACCGCGCCGACGCACUCCAGGCGGGGGCCUCCCAGUUUGAAACAAGUGCAGCCAAGCUCAAGCGCAAAUAUUGGUGGAAAAACCUCAAGAUGAUGAUCAUCUUGGGAGUGAUUUGCGCCAUCAUCCUCAUCAUCAUCAUUGGUGAGUCGGGCGGGAGUGGCUGGGGCCCUUUGUCGGAGAGGUUCCCCCCCUGACGUCUGGGUUUUGAAGGUCAUUAACCUCGUUUUUACUAUUCAGCAAAGAGCACAUAGAGCUGCCAAUAGCAGUUCUGAUUCAUCUAGCGCCCCAAACCUCAGUGUUGUUGAGCUUGUACUUUGCCUGGUUCUGGGCACUUUCUGGUAAGAUUUUUGGAAACCGGAAAGCCGGUGGAGAUCUCCACUGCUCCCUUGAGGACCCUUUGGGUUUGUCCCGUAUGGGAACCCUGGAAUUGGGGUGUGGGGGAGCAGCGAAGACUCAGGGGCUUGAGAAAUGGCUAGGAAGCCAACCACCCUAUUGGUUGAGAGCUGUGGUCUCAGAGGCUCCGAGGAUUCGGGGUCUGUGGCCCCAAAGCCAUACCGUGACGUUGAAGAGACCUUGAAGCUGACCUGUGCAGCUUCCUUGCUUUCAGAUGGAGGAUCUGGGACCAGGAGGGGAAGGGACGGUCAGCCAGCUGGGAGGUGGGGAAGGUGGGAGCAGGGCCGGGCCUGACACGCUGCUUUCUCUCUUUCUCUUUCUUUCUCCCCUCUUCUUCCUUCUCUUUCCCUCUCUGCAGUUUACUUCAGCUCUUAAACCCCUGAGGAGCCUGCCCUGCCCAGAGAAGGGCCUCUCCCCCCCAUCCCCAGCCGCUCCUCCACCUCUCAGCCAUAUCUUCCAGCCCCCUCCUCCCCCGGGAUCCGUGUGUGUGUGUCGUGUGUGUGCCCCCUUGUAAAUAGCCAGCUGUUAUUUAUACAUAUAUAAUAUUAUAUAUAUUUGGUCUGUUUGUAGUUUUAUUACUAGAAGAUUUUUCCGGUUGUCCUUAACACCCCUUCCUGAGGUUCCCAUCGCCUCCUUUUGCCCCUCCUCUCCUCUCCUCUCCCUCUCUUCCUCACCAGCCCCAACUCCCUUCAUUUGCAUCUGCUAUGCAAUAGUCCCUCUUCCUCCCCUCCUUCCCUUGGAUUUAGCUGAUCCUUCCUCCUGCCCUGGUCUUCCCCAUACACCCCCUCACCCCACCCCACCCCCCGACAAAAAAAAAAAAAAGAAAAAGCAGCUGUCCAGGACUCCCUAGGUGCAUCUUCUUUGCAUCAUUGGGAGGCUCUGAGACUGGUCCCUUUUGGUCCUAAGAAUCCCAAGGUCUUCUGGGAGCUUCCAGCAUGUUAAUUAGCAUCAUUUGCAUACUGACAUCCCUUUUGGUUUCCUUUUUUUCUCCAUCAGGCUUCUGUUCAUUCUUUCAACUUGUGUUUCUUUUUUACUGAGGAGUUAGUCCCUAUUGGUCUGGUCCUUGUAUCACACUUUUCAUUUGCAUGACAUUACUUGCAGGUGGUAGGGAGCCUGGGCAUUGGGGGUGUCAGGCUGUUCUGGCCCCCCAGAAUUGCCCUCUCCUAGCUCCUCCAGUCCAGUUUGCCUCCCCUUCCCCGAUUUUCCAAACCUCUUGUCCCUCCUUCCCCUCCCCCCAGCUGGUGUGUACGUGUCUUGAAGUUCAGUGUAUUAUGAUGGACCAAUAAUUCUGCCACUUGGAGUCUCUCCCCACAUUCCUGCUCCCCAGUUUUCAAGUGGGGUGCUCAAUUGACAUUCCCAUGGGGUCUCCCUCCCUCCCAUCUGCCUGACCCGCCUCCUCCUCCUCCCAGCAGGAGAGUUGGGGGUUGGCCACAAUCUGAUUUUUCUUGGGAGAGGUGGCUACCUGUGUGUGUGUGGGGUCAUCACUGCCUUGGGGAGGAGUGGGGCAGGGCAAAGAAUCCUCCCAAUUCCUGCCUGAAAUCUCUGGCCCCACCCCUGCUGGGGGUUUGACUGAAAGCCCUCCUCACCCAUUUGGGGGGUGUUGCCCUAUCAGCUCCUCUGAUUGCCCCCCUGAAUUCGGGGCAGGGGUUUUAGUCACUGCCAAUGUGUGUGUGGGACCUGCCGGAAGGUGGUGAUUCUUGCCCCUCUCCAGGGUGGUGGAGCCCAGAGAGAGCUGUCUCCUCCUUAGGUGAAAUGAUAAGGAAGGAUGUAACGUCUUUUUUAAUGGCACAAUUUGGGGGGUCUGAGGGUGCAGUCCCUUAACCUGCCACUGGAAGGGACCGCCUAAACUCUUCCCCCCACACUCAAAGGUUUCUGUGUGGAGGGGGAGCAGGGAGAUCAAAGCUGUGUUGUGAAAGGGUAGGGAAAGAUGCUGGGGGUGGGGGUGCUGUGUUCUAGACCCCCUUAUUAUCCCAGUGUCCCCUGCCCCACCUUCCCUCACCCCAUGCCCCCAAUUCUGUGGCGCAUCCAGAUUGUGAAAAUGUACAAUAAAUGUGUAAUGAGUAA